AUGAAUGUGGACAGAUGGGCCAUUCCAAUUGUACCUUCAACAUCGUUAACUGUAGUAAAAGAUCCUGUGGUUAUUGAAGAGUAUAACGCCGUUGUUCCAUCGUCAAUAGUAACUGAUAGUACAGAAAGUAUUCAAAGAAAUGAAACUGAACAACACGUUGAUAAUAAUGAAAAACAUUCGAAAUCGAUUCAUUUAACGGUUCAACAACAACAACAACAACAACAACAACCAUCGCAGACAAACGGCAUCGUAUCAACAGAUCCUCCUGCAAUACAUUCUCCAUCGAAUCCAUUUGUUAAACGAGUUGAGCCAACAGAUAUGCCUCGAGGACGAUCACCACAUCGUUAUAAUAAUAAAAAGUCUUUGCCGAUAAAUGAUCGAACUCAUGCUCAAUAUCGUGCAUAUCUACAAAAUGCUCCAAUAAAACAAGUUAAACAUCCAGCUGAUCGUAGUUCAUUUAUCUUAUUUCUAAAUAAAAUAUCAUCAUUUUGUUUCAUAGUAUUUUUAUCAAUACCUUGUGUUUUAUUGCUAACUAUCUUUUUACCCAUAUCUUUUUUAUUUCGAACAUUAUUUCGUCUUGUUUGUACAUACCGAUGUACAUGUCGACCAUGUUUAUGUCAAUUUUUAUCAUCAAACGAUUUAUUUUGGUUUUAUGAAACAAUAAAUAAUCAACCAAAUGCAGCAGCCAUUUUUAUUCUAGAAGGUUCAAUUAAUGAAAAUUCAUUAAAAAAAUUAUUAAUAAAUCGUUUAGUAACAACAAAUACUCGUCGUGGUAGUGAUCAUAAACUUUAUCCACGUUUUUCUCAAUUAGUUGUUUCAUCAUUUGCCGGUAUUAUGUGGAUUGAUAAUCCAAAAUUUUCUAUAGAUGAUCAUGUUAGAGAAAUUCCACGUAAUGUUCAAACAGAACCCGAUUUAGAAUUAUAUAUGAAUCAAAUAAUGUCAACUGAAUUAAAUCAUCAUAAACCAUUAUGGGAAAUUCAUUAUAAAAAUCGUUUUAAUAAUAGUAAUGAUAGUAUUAUUAUAUUUCUUUAUCAUCCAUGUAUAUCAGAUGGUAUUUCAUUGAUACGUAUUUUAUUAAAAAAUAUUAUCGAUAAUCGUACAACACAAUUGGAUAUUAAACCACGUUAUGCUAGUAGACGUUUACCAUUUGAUUAUAUUAAAGCAUUUUUAUUUGGCUAUUUAAUUUUAUUUAAAAAAUUAUUUAUAAAUGAUUCUUAUAAUCUACUUAAAUUACCAAUGACAUGUGGACAAAAAAAUAUUUCAUGGUCAACACCAUUUUCAUUGGCAAGUAUUAAUCGAAUGAAAUUGGUAACACGUACAAAAAUGAAUGAUUUAUUAUCAACAUUAGUUAUAACAUGUGUCAAUUUAUAUAUGGAACAUCAUGGUAUUCAUAAUUCACCCGAUAUGAAUUGUAUUAUACCAUUUGAUUUAAGAAAAAAUAAACAACGUAUAGCAAUGGGAAAUUAUAUAGCACAUGUUCGAGUAAAAAUACCGGUGAAUAUUGAAGGAAAUAUACCAAGAUUAUGGGCAUUUCAUGAUUGUAUGAAAAAUGUCAAACAUCGAUCAGAAUAUGCCACUAUGUUUCUAUUUAUAAAAUUAACCUAUAUACUAUUUCCUUUACGCAUAGCGAAUAGAAUAAUUGCUCGUGUAUACAAUAAUGCUAGUUUUUGGUUAAGCACAAUCGCUGCUGGAAACAGUACAGCAUUAGCAACAAUGUCUAUUUUAAAUAAAGAUGUUCGAAGUUAUAUUUGUCUUAGUCCUUCGGUUGGAUCGUGUACUAUUAGUUUUUGUGUUACAACAUAUUCGGAUGAAAUACGCUUAGCUGUAAUUGCCGACUCAAAUAUUAUGCCCGAUACCAAAUUUAUAACAAAAUGUUUUAUUGAACAAUUAGAAGUUGUUCGAGAUUUAUUAUCCCAUCGUCGUAUACCUGGUGAAAUUCGUCGAAUAACUAGACCAACACGUAUUAUGCCUGCAAAAAAGAGUAUUAGUAGCAUUUCAGAAAUAUCAGAUGAUUUAUCUAUAGAAGAGAUUCAAGCUAAAAUGACAACGCUUCAACAAGAAUUAUUGUCAUUAAAAAGUCAAUUUGAAAAUGUGGAUGGAAAUGAUCCAAAUUUUCAAACUCAACGAUUGAUUAUAACAGCAAAAUUAGAAGAAUUAAGAAAAGAAUUUAGAGAAUUGUUAAUUAAACUUCAAGAAAGACAAUGUGAAUUGAGUGGUAUGAUACCGAGUGAUGAAGAAGAUGAAAUGGAUCAAGAUGUACGAGUUCGACUACGAUCGGCGUCGGUUGCAUCACGUAUAUCUGUAAGAUCGAACAGAGAACCGCUGACAGCCAGAAUAUAUCAAUUAGAAAAAGAGGAGAACAGUGAUCAUCAUGAUCGAAAUUCUUCAACAUCAUCAAAAAUGAGUCUAGCAGCACAACUUGGAGUUCAGGCUGGCCUACGUCGUGCACAAUCCGUAUCUAUUUGUGAAAAUUAUCGUGUCGAUAAACGACCCUCAAUCAGUAUCGCACAUCCAACAUCGCCGAGUAAAAUACCAGUUUCUACAGAAUUAUGCAAACCUGGAAAUACGAGAGAUAAUCCAUAA
This is a messenger RNA of Didymodactylos carnosus, 2583 nucleotides long. The record is from the annotation of a GenBank genome assembly. Lineage: Eukaryota; Metazoa; Rotifera; Eurotatoria; Philodinida; Philodinidae.